AUGCCAGGAGCUAGGCUGGACUUAAAGGACCAUUUUGGGCGUACACCGCUGUCGUGGGCCGCACAGAAUGGGCAUGAAGCAGUCGUCAAGCAGUUACUUGACAACGGUGCUGAUAUAGACACAAAGGACAAGUAUAAUCAGACGCCGCUGUCGUGGGCCGCACGGAAUGGGCACGAAGCAGUGGUCAAGCAGUUACUUGACGACGGUGCUGAUAUAGACACAAAGGACAAUUAUAAUCAGACGCCGCUGUUGUGGGCCGCACAGAAUGGGCACGAAGCAGUGGUCAAGCAGUUACUUGACAAGGGCGCUAAUAUAGAAACAAAGGACAAGUACAAUCAGACGCCGCUGUCACAGGCCGCAAGGAACGGGCAUAAAGCAGUGGUCAAGCAGUUACUCGAGAAGGGUGCUAAACCAGUCUUAAAGAACCGCAGAUUUCGGAUACAAAGCAGUGGUCAAGCAGGUACCUAA
Aspergillus udagawae is the source of this 468-nucleotide messenger RNA. RefSeq names its product ankyrin repeat domain-containing protein. The coding region runs from base 1 to 468 and encodes 155 amino acids. Lineage: Eukaryota; Fungi; Ascomycota; Eurotiomycetes; Eurotiales; Aspergillaceae. The record is from RefSeq and is a predicted model, not a curated record. The transcript has a single exon. Gene Ontology annotation, molecular function: protein binding.